AGCAUCAAAGGUAGUUAAUCUAGUGCGCGUGCCGCUAGGUUAACGCAAACAUUAAAAAAACACAGCAACAGGUAAAGCAAGGCCGACGGUGAACAAGCGCGUAGAAUAGACAGACGAAGAGCAGACGAGCAACAUGUGAUAAUGAUUGUGUUUAUGGUGGUGGAAGUCAAUGAGAGAAUGAGUUACUGCAAGUUGUAUUGUUUUAGCUGCAAAUUGACAAUGCUAUUAAUUGUUCCGAUUUGUUGUUAUUUCUGUUUUCAGAAUGACUAACUCGUUUCUCACUCUUGAAAGAUUGAAUCAUUUUUAAAGCUUUUAAUCUCGUUAUUCUGGCAGAAUAUGACUAGUAAUUAAUUAUCUGUUGGUAGAGUUUAAUGACAGCAAGUGGGCAGCAUGUGUUGAUAGGUGUGAACAUGUGUGAGUAGUGUGUUUUUACAUCAUACAUGUAGUCUAGGAGAACAAAAGCGGUAUCCCUUAUUAUUUUGUAUCGUUCAAUACGAGAUGCUUUGCAUUGUACAUGCCAAGCUACACAAUGCUGGGAAUAUUGGGACUUGAAAUAUUGAUAUUUAUGCAUAUAUUAUUUAUUUAAUUCAUUGCCUAAUUUAAAAAAAGGAAAAAAAUCCACUUAAUCUCCACAUUUAACCACUAUUUUUUUUUUAUUAUAAGUUUUGUGCUAGUGAGAUAAUUUGAAAUCACAACACAUACUCGAGGAUGAAUAUUUACCAUCAACGCUACAACCAACAUCCCAUAGUGCGCGAUGAAACGGGUUAAGACGUUACCUGUACGCUUGAUCGCUCACAGCCACCUCGUCUAGCCCUUCUAGGCAUGAUGAGUGCCGCUGAUACCGCUUGUUUUCUUAUGUUGAGCUUCCCACCGACGAACGCUUCUCGCUUCGAGUUUAUUUAGUACAGACAGCCGGUCAACGGGGCAGUUGCUCAUGCGCUGCUCGAUCGAGAGCAACAGUACAACGUGUGGCUUUGCUCUUAUCGACGGUGGGCUAUCGAUACUUUCCUAGUUCAAGUGCAAACAUUACGCCUUUAUUGUUCUCGUGUGUGCAUAACAGGUUAAAGGUCCAUCGGUAGAGCCAUCAAGUCCAGCUGCUUGGUGCGCUUCUGGCUCAGUCAAGCUCCGCCGCGUAACGAGAUAAUUGGGUCAUUACAGACCUGCGCGCUUACGCAGAACCUGUUUCGAGCGAAAACGCGAACUGCUGGUGUUCUCUCCCGUUACGAUCAUGUCGGAGCUCAGUACGAUCUUUCACGGUGUGCUCGUGUUUGUUGUGUUUGCCGUCUACCUACAGUGGCUGAUGAAACGAUGGCAGCUGAGCCAGAUAUUUGAGAAGAUACCGGGCCCGAAAGCUUACCCGAUCAUCGGCACGAUGUACUCGUUCAUUGGCAAACAGCGGCACGAAAUCUUCUACCUGCUAGACGAGCGGACUCGCCGCUACCCGGAAAUCCACCGCGUAUGGACCGGGCUGACCCCCGAGGUACGCAUCAGCAAACCGGAGUACGUCGAGCAGGUAAUCGGCUCCAGCAAACACAUCGAAAAAGCCACCAUGUACCGCUUUCUGCACGAUUGGCUCGGCAACGGACUGCUCACCUCCAAAGGUGAGCGUUGGCAUCAGCACCGUAAGCUCAUCACACCGACCUUCCACUUCAACAUCCUCGACGGCUUCUGCGACGUGUUCGCCGAGAAUAGCGAGGAGAUGGUGGAAUACCUGCGGCCGCACGCCGACACCGGCAAACCGGUCAACGUGUAUCCGUUCAUCGCGAAAGCGGCUCUGGACAUCAUUUGCGAAACGGCCAUGGGUGUGAAGGUGAAUGCUCAGAGCGAAGGCGAGGAGAACGAUUACGUCAAGGCAGUCUGCGAGCUUAGCAGACUGUUUGUGGAGCGUAUGGUUCGUCCCUGGUUGCAUCUGGACUUUAUCUGGCUGCGGUCCCGGUUCGCGGCACGGUACAAGAACGCCCUGGACACUGUGCAUAACUACUCUCGCGAGGUAAUCCGGGACCGAAAGGCAGCACUCGAGUCGGCAAAGAAAUCUGCCGGCGCAGAGACAAGCGACGGGGAAGCGUUUGGUGUGAGGAAGCGUAUGGCGUUUCUGGAUCUGCUGCUGGAAGGAAAUCAGGCCCACAACAUUAUGACCGAUGAGGAUGUCCGUGAAGAGGUGGAUACGUUUAUGUUUGAGGGACACGACACAACGACAGCUGGCAUCAGCUGGGUGCUGUUCCUGCUCGCCCUCCAUCCGGACGUGCAGGAGCGGGUGUGCGAGGAGAUUGAGUCGAUUUUUCCGCCCGGCGACGACCGGGCCGCCACGAUGCAGGACCUGAACGAGCUGAAGCUGCUGGAGCGGUGCAUCAAGGAGGCGCUGCGGCUGUAUCCGUCCGUGUCCUUUUUCGGUCGAACGCUCAGCGAGGACGUCCAGCUCGGCGGGCACCAGGUGCCGGCCCAAACCAUCGUGGGCAUCCAUGCGUACCAUGUGCACCGGGAUGAAAGGUUCUAUCCCGACCCGGAGAAAUUCGAUCCGGACCGUUUUCUGCCGGAAAACACGGAAAACCGUCACCCGUACGCGUACAUCCCGUUCAGUGCGGGGCCGAGGAACUGCAUCGGGCAGAAGUUUGCGCUGCUGGAGGAGAAGAGCAUCGUGUCGAGCGUGUUGCGCCGCUACCGGUUGCGGUCGGUUCGGACGCGCGACGAGCAGAAGAUUAUGCACGAGCUCAUCACGCGCCCGAAGGAUGGCAUCCUGCUGUACCUGGAGUCGCGGCAGAAGAAGGUAGACGCGUAGGGCUGGCUCGUUGGGAGGUUGGUUGUUUAUCAAAAAGGGGGUUCUUUUCGCUUUUUGGUUAGCUUCUAAAGGGUAAGGGAAAUUACUGAGAGCAAUGUGAUUUUGGCAAUAAAACGGAAAUGUAAAAAAUAGGGUUUUUCCAGAAAAAAACAUAAAAGCGUUGGUAAUUAUUUAGAUAAUCAGAUUGGAUUCUUAUGUUAUUUAACUCAAUUAUAUAAAGCUGGAUUUAAAUAAAUUUGUUCUUAUUAGUUUUUAAUUAAAA
Messenger RNA from Anopheles gambiae (African malaria mosquito), 3038 nucleotides. Its product is annotated as cytochrome P450 4C1. The record is from RefSeq and is a predicted model, not a curated record. NCBI's taxonomy places the organism in Eukaryota, Metazoa, Arthropoda, Insecta, Diptera, Culicidae. The coding region runs from base 1229 to 2776 and encodes 515 amino acids. Gene Ontology annotation, molecular function: monooxygenase activity; oxidoreductase activity, acting on paired donors, with incorporation or reduction of molecular oxygen; iron ion binding. The transcript has 8 exons.